Gopherus evgoodei (Goodes thornscrub tortoise) is the source of this 1290-nucleotide messenger RNA. RefSeq lists its product as uncharacterized. NCBI's taxonomy places the organism in Eukaryota, Metazoa, Chordata, Testudines, Testudinidae. The record is from RefSeq and is a predicted model, not a curated record. Bases 1 to 1290 code for a protein of 429 amino acids. The transcript has 8 exons.
AUGGCGCUGGCUGGGUUUGAGUGCUGGGCAGAGCUGGGUGCUGGCGGGAGCCCCUGCCAGAACCGCUGGUGCCCCGGCUGCCACGGGCUGCGGGUGCCCGACGCGGAUUACGAGUGGGUGUGUGGGACGCCGCGGCAGCUCGGUGCCAGGUCCCCGGCGCUGCCCCUCUGCCGGAACAAGUCCCAGAGCAUGCCCCUGGUGCUGCACGCCGGCCUGGGGGGCAGUGGGGGGCACGGCGGGUCCCUGCGCUUCCUCCACUCCUGCUCCUUCCUGUCCCUGGCCAGCCUAGCCGGGCCGGAUCCGCUGGGGGAGGCGCUGCGGGCGCUCAGGGGCAUCGGCCGGCGGGCGCUGAGGGUGCCCCGCGGCAGCAGGAUCCCGGUGCUGGUGCGGAGGGCAGCCCCCUCGGCCCCCCCCAGGGAGAUGGAGGAAGGAGAGGAAGAGGAGGAGGAGGAGGAAGAAGAGGAAAUUGAUGACUUCGUACCUCUAGGGGUGCAGGCUCUGGGGGGGCACCAGCUCCGACGCCGGGAGCUGACGGGGGCUGUUGAGGGGCUGACGGGGAGGCUGGCAGCCACGGAGGAGAAGCUGAGGAGCCUUCAGGCAAAGACGGGGGGCUGGGCCCCUGAGGACGCCGGGGUCCCCUCCGCACCGGAGGAGGGGCCGAGCCGGGAGGGGCUCCUGGGGGUGCUGGCCCAGUGUCUGCACAGCAAGGAGGCGGCACUGCAGGACUGCCUAGCCGCCCUGGAGAGCCUGGCCUCGCCGGGGGCCGAGCCACCCGCCCCGGAGAGCCUGGCCCCCCACCUCUGCCGGCGGCUGAAGGAGCGAGACCAGGUGCUGGAGCGCAUCCUCGCCGAUCACUUCUUAGAGCUGGAGCGGGAGCGGGGCCGCCUGCAGGGGGCGCUGCGGGACAAGGACCGUGACCUGGGGCAGCUGGCGGCUGCGCUGCGCACCGGGGAGCAGACCCUGCACGCGCUGCGCGAGACACUGGAGCAGAAGGAGCUGGAGCGGGCACAGCUGGCAUCGCUCUGUGCCAUGGCCCAGGACACCUGGCGCCGGCAGGACCAGAGCCGGGCGCUGGCGCUGAAGGAGAUGGAGGAGCUGGUCGCUGCCCUGCAAGCCGCCCUGGCCAGCAGCAACAGGGACCUGGAGGUGCUGGCCGAGUCGCGGGCAGCCCCGGCCCCGGCGCUGCUGCAGCGGCUGCGGGAGCAGGAGGGGCUCCUGGCCGAGGCGCUGGCCGCGCGGGCCCAGCUGGCUGCGGAGAUGGAAGCCCAGCUGCAGGGGACAGGGCAGUAA